AAAAAAUCUCCUAGAAUAUGCUUGAGGUGAUAUUUAGGCGGUAUAGACUUACCGUUGAGCUCCAUGCCUGUAUUCCUAGUUCUCUAAAACCUUGCGUUGAGUUUGGUUCCGUCCCAUAACCCAUGGAGCUUCCAGUUUUCCCACUCUAGCUGUCUCCUGUUCCUUCUUCCUUACAGAUAAUCGGAAACCCUAGCAUUAUCAUCGCUAGCAGAGAAUGGCCGGAGGUAGUAAUCAUCCCAAGGGCUCGUCCCACAAGGCUUCUUCAUCAUUUUCAGCCUCCGCCUCUCAUCGUAAGUCUCGUUGGGAAUCAUCCACCACAACCGUCGCCGCCAAUACCAAAAACCCGUCCGCCGGGGAUCACAAACAACCCAAAUCCAAAAACGAUCCGUCUCCGAAAUCGGGACCAACCCCGAGCCCAGCCCACUCGAAGCCCCUAACCGAUCCGCCUCACCAUCCCGGUGCCGCCGGCCCUGUCCCCUCUCCCGGAGCUGUGUUCCCUUUCAUGGACCCCGCAGCUAUGGGCCCACCGCCGCCACCGGCUUAUGGGUUCCACAUGCUGGAGCGCCGUACAAUUGUCCUCGCCGACGGCAGUGUUCGAUCCUAUUUCGCUCUCCCGCUUGAUUACCAAGACCUUCCUCCGGCGCCGCCUCCUCGACCUCUUGAUCCGGCGGGGAGGUUCUUGCCGGUGGGACCUGGUGGUCUUGGCCACCACGAACUGGGUGGUGGGUUCGAUAGGCGGUUGCCGCCGGCGGGAGGGCCUAUGAGUCCUGGAGGGUUUAACACGCACCAGGAUUACUGGAAUUCCCUCGGGCUCGAUGGGCGUGGGCACAUGGAGGGUUCCAUGAAGAGGAAAUUUACAGAAGAGGAAGAGAAGGAUCUCCGGAGAGAUGAAAAGGAAGAACUUUUGAAGCAAAGGCAGCAAUUUAUGCAGUAUGGCCAUCAGAAUGGGUUUCCAGUGGCGGGUCCCGGCGGCCGCGGCGGCCAGUUUUUGUCGGGAGCAAGUGGUGAGGAAUCGAGGGCUGCCAAGUAUAUGAGGAUUGGUGAUAGCUAUGAAAAUAUUGGAUUGAGGCAAAGCGGUGGUGGUGGUGGUGGUGGUGGUAGUAGUGGUAAUGUGGGUCUUAAGCAUCUUGAAGUAGAUCAGAAUGCGCUGAAGAAGGCAUUCCUUAACUUUUGCAAGUUGAUUAAUGAAAACCCACAUCAAAGGAAGAAUUAUUUGGAGGAGGGAAAGCUCUCCCGUCUUCAAUGUAUUGCUUGUGGCAGGUCUUCCAAAGAGUUUCCAGAUAUGCAUAGUCUCAUCAUGCACACUUACAACUCAGAUAAUGCUGACUUGCAUGUGGAUCACUUGGGGUUGCAUAAAGCUUUGUGUGCUUUAAUGGGGUGGAAUUACUCCAAGCCUCCUGAUAACUCAAAGGCAUAUCAGUUUCUUUCUGCUGAUGAAGCAGCAAAAAACCAGGAUGAUCUGAUUAUUUGGCCACCCAUGGUGAUAAUUCAUAAUACAAUCACAGGAAAGGGUAAAGAUGGGCGCAUGGAGGGCUUUGGAAACAAAGCUAUGGAUAAUAUAAUUAGAGCUAUCUUGGAGUUUCCAUGGGGACAGCCUAGUUGUUUAUUCACUUGUCCUCUAAUGCUAGAGGUCCUUGGAUUAAAUCUUACCCUUCCAAAAACAGAAAAGGAAAAUGAAGAAACAGCCAUAUCCGUAACCGUAGCGAGGUUUGGUUGAAAUAUUUGAUUAUCUUGAACUUGACUCUUCAUAGCUUGACCAUGCAGACUUUUAUUUGUGGAAUGCAUUGGGAAAAGAAAUUCUGUGUAUUUUCUUUCUUCCCUUUUGAAGUUCAAGGGGGGUGGGGGGAAUAGACUUAGCUAACACUGGUGGAAUAAUAUUGUUUAAUUGCGUUCAAUGUGACUUGUGUUAAGAGUGUCAGGACACAAUGCUCCUGAUAACAUCCUGAGAAAAAUGUGUGUAUAUUUAUAAAAGGGUACAUAAUCUCUCGUAGCUAAGUGGCUUUAACACUUAUGGACCUGCUUUCUUUAUCAGUUAUAUUUUUUUUCAUAUCUUCUUUUUUUAACUUGAGCUUUGCUGGUGUUUGGAAUUGACAUUCUGUAAUUUGACUACUGUUGAGAUUUUCCAAUUUAUGAUGGUUCGGUUUAUUGUAGUCCUCAAUCUCAUUGUGUGUCAAGAACCGUGACCUCUUACUUUUGUCAUGUAGAUUGAUUGCCUUGAGCUGAAUGUCGAUUUUUCAUCUUAGCUUGGCUGACACAAGUUUCAUUGUAUUGCAUGUUGACGUUACCAUAGAAAGCUCAAAGUUCUAUUUUAUGGCUUUUCACCCUUUGAUAUGCCUUAUUUGCUGUGGCCUUCUAGUUUAAUCUUUUACAAAUCUAGUGAUUCAUCAUGCUGUUACCGCUUUGUGGUAGUUCACUCUUCAGCUAUGUGGUAGUGUACUGUACUAUCUUUUUACUAUGCUAUCCUUUUUAUUGAUUUUGUUAAGCGUUGAGCAUCUUGAAAUAAGGAAUAUUGAGAGCAUAGUGAUCCUAAAGGGGUUUUGGUUUGUGUAGUGUUCUAUUCUUGAUGGGAAUAUUGCUUUUAAGUUGCAACUAUAGUUUGAAAUUUUCUGCGCUACCUUACUUGUCUGGUUGCUAUAUUGCCUGAUUUUGGGAUUCCAUGGUAUAUUUAUUGCUAAGAUGAAAAUGUUCUCCAUUCAGGUUUGUCUCAGCUAGGUUAACCUUUAAUAUUUAUUUAUUUUUAUUUUACGUGAAUUGUAAUAUUUAUUUCUUCAAGGGAUCUAAGGCUAAGAUAAUACUUUAUAAUAGCAAAUUAAAUAGAAUCAAGAAUAGGUAGUACUUGUUGCCUAGUGUUAGUACUUUGUAUGUUUUGAAUGUUGCCAUCUAGUUAUCUCAGUUGGUCCUAAUGUUUUGGUGUUGGUUGGUAAAAAAUAAAGGUAGUAUACAAAACUUUGUUGCUUGCACACCAUGUAAGAACAUUGUAUUGAGCCAGUGGCAAUGCAUCAUUUCCUAAAUGGUAGAAAUUCUUGGGGUGGCUUGGAUUUUCUAGUAAAGAGGAUCUGAAACCACUUAUCCGUGUGGAAGCUUCAAUCUGCAGCUACAGGGAAGCCAUGUGGAGCCGCAAAAGAUAACCCUUUAGCCUUCUUUCUGCACCCAGAAGUCUAAAAUACAAGUCCUCUUUAAUUAAUGAGUCUGUCUCUUAUUUUUGGUUUUUCAGAUCUUGGAUUUACAGGUGGGAAGUCAAAGUCCUUGUAUGGUAGAGAGGGCCAUUUGGGUGUGACAUUAAUGAAGUUUGCCGGGGACCAGGCAGGCCUAAAGGAUGCAAUACACCUGGCAGAGUUCUUUGAGAAGGACAACCGUGGACGCAAGGCAUGGACCCGUU
This is a messenger RNA of Ziziphus jujuba (common jujube), 3379 nucleotides long. RefSeq lists its product as uncharacterized. Lineage: Eukaryota; Viridiplantae; Streptophyta; Magnoliopsida; Rosales; Rhamnaceae. The transcript is spliced from 3 exons. The record is from RefSeq and is a predicted model, not a curated record. The coding region runs from base 215 to 1717 and encodes 500 amino acids. Gene Ontology annotation, biological process: regulatory ncRNA-mediated gene silencing.